Molecule: messenger RNA, 1044 nt
Organism: Glycine soja
Lineage: Eukaryota; Viridiplantae; Streptophyta; Magnoliopsida; Fabales; Fabaceae
Product: zinc finger A20 and AN1 domain-containing stress-associated protein 8-like
Exons: 3
Coding region: 228-740 (170 amino acids)
Molecular function (GO): DNA binding; zinc ion binding
Source: RefSeq, a predicted model, not a curated record
GGAGAAAGAGAAAUCGAGAGAAAGAGUGAGGAGAGAAUUACAGAGCAUUUUCCAACACGAUUACACGACCGAAUCAAACCCUCUCUUUCUCUCCGAAGCUGCGUUUAAUAUCUUACUCGCCUUAGAUUGUUCUUCUCUUUCAUUAUACUGUUCUCUUUUCGAUUUGAGGGAACAGUACAAGAGUGUGAGGAUCGGUUAACCCAACUGCACAGGUAGUCACUAAAAUAAUGGAGUCUCACGAUGAGACUGGAUGCCAGGCUCCUGAACGCCCCAUUCUUUGCAUUAAUAAUUGUGGCUUCUUUGGAAGAGCAGCUACCAUGAACAUGUGUUCCAAGUGUUACAAGGACAUGCUGUUGAAGCAGGAGCAGGACAAUUUUGCAGCAUCGUCGGUUGAAAACAUUGUGAAUGGCAGUUCCAAUGGCAAUGGGGCUGUGACUACUGGUGCUGUUGAUGUACAAGUUGAAGCUGUGGAGGUCAAGACUGUCUCUGCUCAGAGUUCUGUAGAUUCAUCCUCCGGUGAGAGUUUGGAGAUGAAAGCCAAGAACAGUCCCAGUAGAUGCGCUACAUGCCGGAAACGUGUUGGGUUAACUGGUUUCAGCUGCAAAUGUGGCAACCUCUUCUGUGCAAUGCAUCGCUAUUCUGAUAAACAUGAAUGCCCUUUUGAUUAUAGGACUGUUGGUCAGGAUGCCAUAGCUAAAGCCAACCCGAUAGUUAAGGCAGAUAAGCUUGACAAAAUCUAGGGAUGCACUAGAAUGAAGGUUGAUGUAUGAACCUUGAAGCUUCAUCUUCUAUAUGUAAGUUUCAUAUAUGUUGUCUUCCUGGGUUUUUAGGUGUCCUUUAGUGAUUAAAAUGAUCCAUGUCAAGAUGGCAAGGGCAUCAUUAGGGAAAACAUUUAUUGUUUGCUGGGAGAUCCACUAUUAGCUCCAGUGUGUUUGUGCUGGUUUGAUGAACACUUUGGCUCAUUUUGUAAUUUGAUUGCCUGCUUGGUCUGCAUUUUUUUUCCUUCCUCAUUGCAUUAAUAGUAUUUCCUGCUAGUCUUGUAUU